AUGGAACCGAGCCCUGGCAGCAGUAGUUCUACCGUGCCCGGAGGUGGUGGAACGGGGGCAGUGGUGGGCAGUAGUGCUGGCGGUAGCGGUGCUGUUGGGGGUAGUGUGGUAACGCGACCCCCCAUUACAGCACUGUUUCGCGAAAUUCACAAAAACAGCUGGCUCCGACGGUUGAACAACGACAGCAGGCGACCGUCCGUACUGACCAAGAAACCGGAUCGAUAUUGGGUGGUGUUUUGUGUGCACGAUGACUGUGAGGCAUUCCUAGAGGGCUACAGUGACCCACGGCAGGCCCCAUCGCACGCCCCGGAGUGGGCACUAUCGCUCCAAACCGUCCAGCACGUCUCGCACGCCCUCGUGUCUAUAGAGCAGGAGUUUGAAUUUGUGAUAACACUCGGCAGCGAGGUGGCCCGCUUCAAUGCAAACACCUGGGAAUGUAUGCAGGAAUGGGUGGAAUGUUUACGUUCGAAGCUGCGCGAGAUGAAGCUGCUGUCGCCGAAGGAGAAUUUGUACUCGCGCCUACCCGAGGUGCGUCCACCGUUGGCACCGACGCGCGAUCCAACCUCCCCACUGCCGGCGACGCCUCCCGUACCGGCAGCAAUCGUGCCAGGCAUCGAGCGCGUUCAACCAUCGUCCUUGGUACAGCAGCAGCAUCACGGCCACCAUUCGAACUUGGUUGGUGUAAGCGGACAGGCGACCUCGCUACCAUCCGGGCCAUCUGGUUCCGGCAUGGCAAGUGGUACGAUCAUCUCUAACACCGGCACAACAAGCUCUAUUUCAUCGUCCUCAUCAUCCGCAUCAUCCGCAUCGUCGUCAUCGGCUUCAUCGUCCUCGAACGCCUCAAACUCAUCGGGAACCAGCUACUCAUCAACGCUCACAUCCAUAUCGAAUUGUCCCAACAGUGAACGAGUGAGCGCCACUGGCCCACCGGCCAUGUCCAACACGUCCACGCAGAACCUCAUGAACCUGCUGUCGAACCCGCUGCAAGCAGUGAGCAGUAUUAACGCACAAACUAGCAAACCACUGUCGGGCACCGCAACCGACAGCAUAUCGCUCGGAUCAUCCUCCUCGUUGGUCUCGGAAGAAGAACCGCCAGAGGAGCAGCUUAAAUGCAACAUAUCCGCAUCGCCUCCGCGCGAUUCACCCCCGAGUUCCAGUUUGCCGAAACCGCAAAAAAUAAUCCACAGGGAGAGCGCGGGCCAUAAUGGUGGGGCCGCGCAUCAUAAUCAUCAUCCGGUGGUGACGCACGCAUCUGGCACAUCGACCACAACUUCCUCGCUGGCGACCACGUUCGUUACCAACGUGCUGGCCGAUCCAUCCGGAACGGCCGGACCAUCGUUGAAGCGCACCAUGAUCGAUAAGAAGCUGCUGCUCGACGUAAGGCAGAGUCCCGAACGGUCCGGGGCUACUGAGUGUGAUGUUGGCAGUAGUGCCUCCGACGCCAUCAAUGGUCACACCAAUGAUGCGCUCCCGAACGAUGAGUCGUGGUCCAGGCAGCCGCAACAGAACGGAUCCAGCAGCAACGGUCGCAAUGGAACUGCAACUGUGGUCAAUGGUGGCGAAUCGACAGUAUCGUCACCAUCGAUGCUAACAAAAUCUGCCGCCAUCUGUAUCGGGUCACCGGCAUCCAGCGGAGCAAGAGCGGAACCGAAACGUACCCGACGAAAAAUAUCUCCCGUCGCUAGUUCAUCGCCACGAUCACCCACGGUAGCGAACGGAGAAGAUCAGGUAGCGAACGUUACCAUCAUACAAGUGUCGAACAGCGCCAAUGGAACGACUCCAUCGCCUACAAUCACCACUGCUUCUUCGCCGAAGCCGCCAGUGUCUAGAUUUAACUUCCCGAAAGCAAAACCGUCGAUUAUUACCCCGACCACAGUAGCGACCGGUGUGUCGACCAUCAUAACGGAUGACCCUGGACCCGGUAACGACCAUAACUAUAAGAGUAACGUUCAAAUCAUUCCGUCCAACGUUGAGUAUCCGUCGAAUGGAGAUCAACUCGUGCAGCCGUCUAUCAUCGCGUCGAUAAACGAACAGCAGAUCACAACGGUUACAGUGCCGAACGUCUCGCAAUCGGUCCCGAUCCCGAGCUCAACGGUGAUGUCUACGCCACGAACACAACCAAGCGCACCGGCCACCGUGCAGGUCGCUGUAGCAACGUCCUCCACACCGAUCAAGGGACCGGAAAGUAAUUUCGGCACCGUGACACAGAUUGCCGUAAAUUCGUCAUCGGCCACUGGCGAUGGGCCGGGUGUCAGUAAACCGAUCCAUUGUCAACCACCAGCCACCCAACAGUCGUCAUCCAAUAGUCAACAUUACGAGCAGGUUUUUCUAACCAGUUCCGUGCAGGUUACGUCCGGAAGCGUACCAAUAGAGGCGAACUUUGAGGAGCAGGCAAUAGUAUCCGUCGCGCCGAUUCUGUCCAAACCAACCGGGAAUAAAAGCAGUAAAGUGCUACUGCUCAGCAGGCAGUCACGCUCGUCUAGUCAUUCGGAUAUUCCACUUCCCGCGAGGUUGGCAAUAAAGGGAACCCGCACACACGAAAUUGGUGGUGGCAAUGAUAAGGAAAAUCGUGUACAACACGAUAGCAUCAUUGGAGGUAAUGUUGCCAGCAGUGGUACGGCUUCCACAUCCAAGCAAGGAUCGGUUCCGACUGCGGGCAAUGCAACUGCUCCGAUCCAUCUGACCGGGGGUAGCCCUUCGAAACGACCGGCUGUAGAUCGAAACAUCUAUACACCCCAUCCACAACGUGCUGCUGCUCCACUGCUACAGCGAGGUCUAACGGAGCUAGUCUUAAGUACAAGACCCGCCGCUACCUCGGGGACGGAUCACUCCGCAAUGGGUGGACGUGGCCGAAGAGCACCGGUGGAGCACAAAAUCCGGUCUGAGCAUUUACCGCCGGAACAACGGCGUCGCAGCUCAUCGACUUCCGACGCACGGCAGGAACAUUCGGCGCGCAUCAAUGGAACCGGUGCCAAUGGUGUUGGACCCGGCCCGGGACGAUUACAGUCUCCACCACAACCAUUUCGCCCUCAUCAUCAGCUGAUGAAUGUACCGGAGGGAAAUCAGCAGCUAAACGGAGGUACUAACGGUGUUGGACAUGGUACACCUACCGGUGGUGUUGGCGGUAACCGCAAGUUGACGCUACGCGAACAGCAAGUUUUUCAGCUGCGCCGUGAAAUGAUGCAUCCGGGCGGUGUACGAUUACAGUUGCGUCGGAAGGACUGCAUCAACUCCAUCGGGCUGGUGGAUGCAUUCGGUGCCGUCUGGGUGGCAGGAUGGAAACAGAAGGAACAUCCGGUUCUGUACAAUGCGCUCCACAUCGGUGAUCAGAUGAUCAGUGUGGCCGGUGUUGCGAUCAUGUCUGCAGCCGAUGCACACAAAGCUAUCCGGGCAGCGCCGGGAUUGUUUGUUGAACUGAUCAUUCGUCGCGUUCCGUUUGGGCGGGUUUAUGCCAUUCGACGCGAACUCGAUGGACAGUGCUUGGGACUUAUACGAGACGGCAACACAUCUACGAUCGUGGACGUUGUACCGAACAGUUUAGCUGCACGGCAUGGGUUGCCCCCGAAGGCAAAAUCUUGUGAUGGAUUAUCGUUGACAUUUUGGGUGUUGACGGAAAUCAACGGCAGGCCGUUAAAUUUAUUCUUUAAGGAGAACGAAAUACGCGAUCGUUUAAAUGCAGUCGGACGAGAUAUAUCGAUAUUGGUACAACCAGCAGAUCUGGUUACGAAGCUGAAGAAGCAACUCAAAUCUCUGCGUGGCCACAAGGAUUUUAUUGUGCAAUAGGCAAUUGCUAGCGACCAGUACAUCACCGAGGAUCAAAACAAUAGUAUUAAGCAGGCAAUUUAUAUCGUCCGUCUACUGUUCGCACGAGAAGAGUAAGAAACUUAUUGAGCAGAAUUGUAGAAAAGGGUGGUUUUCUAUACAAAUAGCAAGGCGUAAAGCAUGUAUCUGAAGAGACUCGAACUUUAGCAUCCCAUACAGUGACACUUUUUCCAUUCGUAAUUAAAACACUAAUGCGUAAUGACUGUGCGGUGUGUGCUUAACACAUGUUACUACUGUUUCUACUACCAUAAUACUACUGAAUUUUUUACACCACCAUCCAGGCAUCACACGUAAUGCUGUGGGGUGUUUUUGUUACUCUACGUCCGGCAUCACCACCAUUAACUACUUACUAUUGUCCCGAUUAAUCAAAAACGUAUCUCGUAUAUUAUCGUAAAAGUAAUCCACUAUUGAACGGUGCGAAUCGUAACGCAUCGUAAGUCAUGUUGAAAUAACCUAAACAAUGUGUGAUGAUGUUUCUCCGUACGGUGGUAGGUUGAUGCGCAUAAGUACGCGAAUCGCAAGCGGGAAAAGAAUGUGCAAAAUUUUCCUCUCCAGUAAACGAUUAGUGCAAAUUUUGUGAGCUAGAACUUAAACGACAUUUACGUAAAAAAAAAACUGCUGACUACGAUGGCGGAGUGGUUUUCGUAUCGAAUGAAUGCCAAACGAAGCUGUUAUUUUGCAAUGAGUUUUCCUUCUACGUGCAAUGUAGGCCAAUUUAGAGGAAGAAUUUUGUUUACCGUGUUUUUAAUAUUCGAUCGAAUGUAUUAGUAAAUUUUGGUACGUUAGAGAAAGCAAAAUUUUACUGUUCCUAACCAAAUUUAUUGCUUGGUGCUCAUUCGCUCCGGGAACCACUCCGCAAGGUAGAACAGGAUAGUAUAAUAAUGAUCACUCAACUGCAACAAAGGAAAGGUAAACAAAAAGGCUGUAAAACUAGCACAACUUUGUGUGUGUAUGUGUGUGCGUGUGUGUAAUCUUGCUACUUUCUUCUCGUCGGUAUAUUAUAAUAGUCGAGAUAAAACAUAUAUAGCAAGAUCUGCGACGAAGGGGGGGAGUUGUGUACAGUUGUAUCACACAUUGUAACGUAACACGUAACUUUUCUUCAAAAGGCUGAGAAACAAAAGGGUAAACGUAUACAUAUGCUUAUGCGCAUUUUGCGACGUGGUAGUUUUGAUAUUAAAUAUUAGACAAACAGAUAAACUGAAACAGACAACAAAAAAAAACAUUAAACCUCAUCGUUUAGGGAAGAAAGGCCAUCGGUACUAGUUAAGGGAUUGGAAGGCACUGUUUCUAACCCUAACCGCAGAACACUAGGAAUUUCUUUCAUUCGGUAGGGGAUCAUUCUUUAGAACAUUUUUACAAAACAGAACUAAAAAAAAACAAAACAAGUGAUUCUUGAUAUAAGAUUUUAGUGAUGAGUGUGUGCUCAAA
This is a messenger RNA of Anopheles moucheti, 5250 nucleotides long. Its product is annotated as mucin-5AC. The coding region runs from base 1 to 3783 and encodes 1260 amino acids. Gene Ontology annotation, cellular component: cytoplasm; plasma membrane. The record is from RefSeq and is a predicted model, not a curated record. NCBI's taxonomy places the organism in Eukaryota, Metazoa, Arthropoda, Insecta, Diptera, Culicidae. The transcript is spliced from 7 exons.